Messenger RNA from Cryptomeria japonica (Japanese cedar), 2019 nucleotides. RefSeq names its product cucumisin-like. Gene Ontology annotation, molecular function: serine-type endopeptidase activity. Lineage: Eukaryota; Viridiplantae; Streptophyta; Pinopsida; Cupressales; Cupressaceae. Gene Ontology annotation, biological process: proteolysis. The record is from RefSeq and is a predicted model, not a curated record. The coding region runs from base 1 to 2019 and encodes 672 amino acids. The transcript has 12 exons.
AUGACAUGCACUGCAACUGCCAUGGCCGCCCCCAGCAUAAGCUAUCUUCUUUUCUCCAUGUUUUUCUUUCUGAUAAUGUUGCAUUCUAAAAUGUUUUGCAUGGCAGUGUCUUCAGAGGAAGAUACAAAGCUAUAUGUUGUUUACAUGGGCAAUGCUCCAUCAGAAGAUAAUGGGCAUUCUUACACAACAGCUGCUGGAUUGCACCUUGAUAUGCUUGAAUCUGUGCAUGGAAGCCGGGAUGCAGCAGAGGAAUCGUUGAAGUAUAGUUAUUGGAAGAGUUUCGGUGGAUUUGCUGCCAUGAUUUCUCCAUCCCAUGUAGAGCAGCUCUUAGAUAUGGAUGGUGUGGUUUCGGUGUUUGAAAGCAAGCACCUGCAAGUUUUAACCACCAGAUCAUGGGAUUUUAUUGGCUUUCCUGCAUCUGCACAAAACAGUAAUUUGGAUUAUCAAAGCGACAUUGUCAUUGGUGUUCUGGACACAGGAAUAUGGCCAGAAUCAGAGAGUUUUAAUGACGUUGGAUUUGGUCCAGUGCCAUCCAAAUGGAGAGGUGGAUGCCAAACAACACCAGAUUUCCCUGCCUGCAACAAGAAACUAGUGGGAGCAAAGUUUUAUCGCAGCUUAUCGAGUCCAAUAUUUAAAGAAGAUUUUCUAUCUCCAAGAGAUGCAACAGGUCAUGGAACACACACCUCCUCUACUGCUGCUGGAAAUUAUAUAAAAAAUGCUAGUCUUUAUGGAAUUGCUCAAGGAGAUGCAAGAGGUGGAGUCCCUGGUGCAAGGAUUGCUAUACAUCAUUUCUGUCCCAAAUACUUUGAAGAUUCCAUUGCUAUUGGAUCAUUUCAUGCAAUGAAGAGGGGAAUUUUGGUAGCAAAUUCAGCUGGAAAUACUGGACCUGACAAGAGAUCAGUUAUCAAUUAUUCUCCAUGGUCUCUAACUGUGGCUGCAAGCACCAUUGAUCGUAAAAUGGAUUCUCAACUUCUUUUAGGAAACAACAUCUCUAUAGAGGGAACUUCUUUAAACACAUAUACAAUGGAGCAACCAUGGUAUCCUUUAGUAUAUGGAGGUAAUAUUGCCAAUGUUUCUGGUGGUUUUAAUUCAAAUGAUUCAAGGACUUGCAGAUUUGAUACUCUAAAUCACACAAAAGUGAAAGGAAACAUAGUUCUUUGCUAUUCCUCUCUAACUGCACCAGAUCACUCUAUUUUUCAUGCUGGUGGUGCCGGCCUCAUUUUAAUACUAAAUGGAUUUAAUGAAACAGCUUUUCCAUGGCUUAGUCCAACUACAGUGAUAUCAACUAAACAAGCAGACCUCGUUUUUUCUUACAUCAAUUCUACUAGCUCUCCUACUGCGAUAAUUCACAAAACUACGACUCCUAAAGCACCAGCACCCAUUGUUGCUUCCUUCUCAUCUCGGGGUUACAAUCCAAUCACUUUUGACAUUCUUAAGCCAGAUAUUACUGCACCAGGUGUAAACAUUCUAGCAUCUUGGUCAAAAAAAGCACCACUCACUCACAAUAUAGAAGAGACAAGAUUCCCUGACUUCAAUACAAUAUCUGGAACAUUCAUGUCAACUCCACACACUGCAGGAGCUGCAGGAUUUGUUAAGUCACAUCAUAAUGAUUGGUCUCGUACUGCUAUCAAAUCAGCUCUAAUGACUACAAUAUUUAUAAUGGAUCCAACAUUGGCUGGAAAUGGAGAUGUAGAAUUUGGGCAUGGGGCUGGGCAAAUUAAUCCAAUUAUGGCCACUAAUCUAGGGCUUGUGUUUGAUGCAACCCUAGAUGAUUACAUCAAUUUUCUUUGUAGAGAAGAUUACAAUGAUACCACAUUACCUCUGGUGAUAGGGGACUUUAGUAAUUGUGACUCUAUAGAGCCAUCUAAAAAUGGAGGAAGACAACUUAAUUACCCUUCAAUCAUGGUUGUUGCUAAACCAGGAGAACCUAUUCAAGCUGAAUUUACCCUUCAAUCAUGGUUGUUGCUAAACCAGGAGAACCUAUUCAAGCUGAAUUUCCUAGAACAGUUACUAAUGUAG